AUGGGUCAAAUAGUUAUGCGAGCUGCUUUUGCAGCUGUCUUACUCGCGUCCGUUGCCUCCGCGCUCGCUCACGGCGAAGAACACAACAUGAAUAUGGAUAUGAGUAUGAGCAAUAGUACUCCAGAGCCUUCGACUACCCCGCCAGAGGAUGACGGGCCCAUGAGUUAUUUUGCCUAUGGAAAACACUCCAACACCAUCUUGGCGCAUAUUGCAUUUAUGGUUAUCGGCUGGUGCUUUGUCCUUCCUGCAGCGGUUAUGCUGAGUGUGGCUCGCUCUGGUCUCGCCCUUCCAUCUCAAUUCCUCUUCUUGGUCUGCAAUGCUUUUGGACUGCUUCUUGGCAUCAUUUACAACGGCCAGACUCCCGAUCUAUACGAAAACAAUGCGCACCACAAGAUCGGCUGGAUUGCGACUAUCGUCUUCAGUGUUCAGGUUGCUCUCGCCUUGAUCUUUGCUUACGCCGGACGUGGAGAGUCCAAGUCCAAGUCCAACUUGGGCUCUCAUGAACACGAGGCCUUCUUGCCCGUCGCUACAGAAGAAUCAUUUGAACACUAUCCCUCGCACCCAACGCACGAAUACCGCUGGUCGCGUGAUAGUGGCCAGGGAAGUGAGUCAUGCUCUUCGAUGCACAGCCCGAUCAAUGAGUCUAGCGGAUACGACGGAUUUGAGAAGCCUGAGCCUGAAGAACCUGAAGAGCCCCUGCCGACCACCGCCCGCCGUGGAUGGUUCCACAGUACCCUGGCCGAUCGUUUCCUUGCAAACCGCAUCUCUGGUUUGGUCUCGCAUCGGAUGCUCCGGGGACUAUACAUUUUAUAUAAGGUGAUUGAUCGAAUUAUCCUUCCCUUCGGAUUUCUUGCACUCACGACUGGUGUGGUGACCUAUGGCGGUCUCAUGCGAGGACGUGAGAUUUUCAACGGCCUAGCGCAUUUUAUCAAGGGUGGAAUCUUCUUUUGGUACGGUGUUUUGACCCUGGGCCGCUAUCUUGGUUGCUGGGCAGACCUCGGCUGGGCCUGGAACAAGAAGCCUUCUGCAAGCGUUGUUGAAGGAUGGAAGUCCAAGGCUCCCUCAGCCGAGUUUACCGAAUCAUUUGUCAUCUGGUUGUAUGGCGCAUCCAAUGUUUUCCUAGAGCAUCUCAACAGCUGGGGUAAGGCAUGGACUGCGACUGAUCUGGAGCACGUUUCCAUCACGAUCUUGUUCUUUGGUGGUGGCCUGGCCGGUAUGCUCUUUGAAUCCACUAAGAUCCGCGAGAUGCUCAACAACACCGUCAUCCGCCCUCCCCCGGCCGGAACCCGCGAUGAAAAGUACCAAAUCCCGAAGUCGCAGGGAGCGUCGCUUAACCCGAUGCCUGCAUUAGUCAUUAUGCUACUAGGCUCAAUGAUGGGAGCGCACACCCAGUCUAGCAUGCUUUCAAGUAUGGUGCACAAGCAAUGGGGUAAUAUGUUGGUUGGAUUCGCUCUGGCUCGCGGCGCGACUUAUCUCCUGCUGUUCCUACGUCCUCCAGCCUCAUACUUCCCCUCUCGCCCACCCACUGAGAUCGUCGCCUCAUUCUGUCUGAUGGCUGGAGGACUGAUCUUCAUGAUAAGCACCCGAUCUGUCGUCAAUGCCAUGGAAUACUACAAGGCUGACGCAAUGGUCACCUUCACUGUGGGUCUAGGCUUCACAGCCUUCAUCAUGUCAAUGGAGGUGCUAGUCAUUGCGCUCAAGGCAUGGGCUGUCAAGCGCGAACAGCGCUCGCAGCUGAUCUACCGCUUCCCUUGA
Molecule: messenger RNA, 1755 nt
Organism: Penicillium taxi
Lineage: Eukaryota; Fungi; Ascomycota; Eurotiomycetes; Eurotiales; Aspergillaceae
Product: Ytp1 family protein
Exons: 4
Coding region: 1-1755 (584 amino acids)
Source: RefSeq, a predicted model, not a curated record